Apis florea (little honeybee) is the source of this 1429-nucleotide messenger RNA. Its product is annotated as odorant receptor 10-like. Gene Ontology annotation, biological process: detection of chemical stimulus involved in sensory perception of smell; sensory perception of smell. Lineage: Eukaryota; Metazoa; Arthropoda; Insecta; Hymenoptera; Apidae. Gene Ontology annotation, cellular component: plasma membrane. The record is from RefSeq and is a predicted model, not a curated record. Gene Ontology annotation, molecular function: olfactory receptor activity; odorant binding.
UAAACACAUGGAUUAACCGUUGUCAAUAGAUGUGGUAACGGAAUAUAUAUAUUGAUCGACGCGUAUCAUUUGUACGACAUCGUACAUGUAUACCAUUUAGUCGUUUCUGCAACUUCGUUGAGGAAAGACGAUGGCGGACGACAUUAUCGCGAUUCAGAAGAAGUUUGGCAGUCUGAACGAGUACAGCAUACAAGUGAAUAGAUGGCUCUCGAAAACAAUAGGGUUAUGGCCACUUCCAUCCUCUACAUCGAAAUUCGAAAAGAUAAUGACGAAGAUACUAAUUCUUCUCUGUUGGAUCAUCGCGCUAUUCGUUACAACACUAAGCUUGUUACGUUUCAUUCUCGUGAAAGAAGAUAUCAUAUCAAAACUGAAAAUGAUUGGCCCAAUAAGUUACUGUAUUGGUGGAGGGCUUAAUUAUGCAGUAUUAUUGUUUCUUAAAGACGAUAUACGUUAUUGUGUAGACCACAUAGAAACCGAUUGGAAUGCGAUCACAAGAAUAAAAGAUCGGCAAGUAAUGCUUAAAAACGCAAAAAUUGGUCGCAUAAUUUCCGGUUGCAUCGCAGGUUUCAUGCAAGUUGACAGUAUUUGUUUUUGCACUAUAUUGGGUGUUUUCAAACAAACAAUCAAAGUCGGCAACGAAAGCAUAAAAGUAUACAUCUUACCUUAUCCAACUUAUAAAAUUCCGGUUGAUACUAAUCCAGGGCAUAGUAUCGUACUUGGUUUUCAAUUUUUGACAACGUGCAUUAUGAGUACUACCGUUGUUAUCGCUUUCAGUCUUGCUACGGUAUUUGCAUGCCAUGCUGUUGGCCAGUUAACUAUAAUGGUUACGUGGAUCGAAGAAUUUGUAAAUCGGCCACAAGAAGAAAAUAAAAAUAUGCGAGUUAAUGAAAUGAGUGUAAUCAUCGAACAUCAUUUAAGAAUUCUUAGUUUUCUAGGACGUACUGAACAUCUAUUGAGUCCAAUAUGCUUCAUGGAAAUGUUCAAGAAUAUUUUCAGUAUAUGCUUGUUUAGCUAUUGCAUUCUUGCGGAAUGGUCUGGACGUGAUGUUAGAGCCCUCAGUGCAUAUGCUUUUUGCGUGACGUGUAUAGUAUUAAAUACAUUUUUAAUAUGUUAUAUCGGUGAAAUACUUUCUGAAAAAUGUAGAAAAGUUAGUAAUAUGAUUUAUAUGACAAACUGGUAUCAAUUAUCUGAAAAAGAUAUUCUUGAUCUGAUUAUGAUUAUGAUACGAUCUGGAAUGGAAUACAAAAUGACUGCCGGAAAGAUAAUUAAUAUGUCAGUAAUUACGUUUGGUAAUAUAAUAAAAACUAUUUUUACGUAUUUAAAUAUAUUAAUUCAAACAACAUUGUAAAGUGCACAUGUAUUGAAUAUAUAAAAAAAUAUAUAUCUAAAAUAUCUAAUAAUAAACUUUGCAUAUUAGUAAUUUCAUUUG